AUGUCUCUGUUUGAAAGCUAUAGUGGGGACAGCUCAAAUAAAGGGAGAUAUCUUCAAGCCAACAACAGAGAACUCAAUGAUAUUUUUGGAUAUCCGAACAAUACCAUCAAGACCUCAAGAUAUAGUGCCAUUAACUUCCUGCCCCGGAACCUAUUUGAACAGUUCCAGAGACUUGCAAAUGCAUAUUUCCUCAUCUUGCUAUUCCUACAGUUGAUCCCCCAGAUCUCCUCCUUGGCGUGGUACACAACUGUGGUACCCCUGAUGGUGGUGCUGUCCAUAACAGCAGUGAAAGAUGCCAUGGAUGACCUGAAAAGGCACCAAAAUGACAAUCAGGUCAACAACCGUCCUGUUCUACUGCUGGUAAAUGGCAGAAUGAAGAAGGACAAGUGGAUGAAUGUCCAAGUGGGAGAUAUAAUAAAACUAGAAAAUAAUCAGCCAGUCACAGCAGAUAUCCUAUUACUCUCUAGCAGUGAGCCAUACAGUCUGACGUACAUAGAGACAGCAGACCUGGAUGGCGAAACCAACCUGAAAGUGAAACAGGCCAUCUCAGUUACCAGUGACAUGGACGAUAACUUGGAGCUGCUGUCUGCCUUUGAUGGAGUAGUGAAGUGUGAGCUUCCCAAUAACAAACUGGACAAAUUCGCAGGAAUACUGACCUUUAAGGGGAAAAACUACCUCCUGAACCAUGACAAGCUGCUACUCCGAGGCUGCAUCAUCAGGAAUACAGACUGGUGCUAUGGCUUAGUGAUUUAUACUGGGCCAGACACCAAAUUAAUGCAGAACAGUGGGAAGUAUAACUUUAAACGAACACAGAUAGACCAUCUUAUGAAUGUCCUCGUGCUCUGGAUUCUCCUUCUUUUAGGCAUCAUGUGUUUUAUCCUAGCAGUUGGACAUGGCAUUUGGGAGCACAAGAAAGGCUACUACUUCCGGAUUUAUCUGCCGUGGGAAAAAUAUGUCUCUUCAUCAGUUAUCUCUGCUGUGCUCAUAUUCUGGUCCUACUUCAUUAUUCUCAACACCAUGGUGCCCAUUUCCCUCUACAUCAGUGUUGAAAUAAUAAGAUUGGGCAACAGUUUCUAUAUCAACUGGGAUCAGCAGAUGUUUUAUCAACCAAAGAACACACCAGCACAGGCUCGUACCACCACCCUUAACGAAGAGCUUGGCCAGGUCAAAUAUGUGUUCUCUGACAAAACAGGGACUCUGACUCAAAACAUCAUGAUUUUCAGCAAAUGUUCUAUUAAUGGAAAACUCUACGGUGAUGUCUACGACAAGGAUGGGCAGAAGGUGACAGCCUCUGAGAAAGAAAAGAUCGACUUCUCCUACAACAAACUAGCUGAUCCUAAGUUUUCUUUUUAUGACAAGACUUUGCUGGAAGCAGUGAAAAAAAGAGAUCGCUGGGUGCACUUGUUUUUCCUCUCACUCUCAUUGUGUCAUACCGUGAUGUCAGAAGAAAAAGUGGAAGGUGUGCUGGUGUACCAGGCUCAGUCACCAGACGAAGGUGCCCUGGUCACUGCUGCCAGGAACUUUGGCUUUGUAUUCCGUUCCCGCACGUCUGAGACAAUCACAGUGGUCGAAAUGGGGCAAACCAGAGUCUACCAACUGCUAGCUAUUUUGGACUUCAGCAAUGUGCGCAAACGGAUGUCUGUUAUUGUGAAGACACCUGAAGAUCGGGUAAUGUUGUUCUGCAAGGGUGCAGACACCAUCAUCUGUGAGCUGCUUCAUCCAUCCUGUAGAUCCCUCAGUGAUGUGACCAUGGAACAUUUAGAUGUAAGUGUUUAGGCUGCAGGAGAGGGAAGCUAUGGGUGGUUCUCUGUAUCUGGAUAUAUGUUCACGUAUGUGUCCCUGUGUCAGUGUGUUUCUAUGUGGGUGAAUUUCCAUGGUCAGACCUGGAAUUUGCUUCAGAAUAGAAGAAGAAAAUUAAAAUGAAUGUAUGCUUGGCUAGAGAGGGAGUGACGUCUGUUAGGGGCCACAGCCAUAGAAGACAAGCUGCAAGAUGGAGUGCCUGAGACAAUCAUGACCCUGAACAAAGCCAAAAUUAAAAUGUGGAUUUUAACUGGAGAUAAGCAAGAGACUGCUGUGAACAUUGCCUACUCCUGUAGUAUAUUUGAGGAUGAAAUGGAUGGGGUGUUCACUGUGGAAGGCAGGGACGAUGAGACUAUUCUGCAAGAACUCAGGACAGCAAGAGGCAAGAUGAAACCUGAGUCUCUACUGGAUUCAGACCCAGUAAACAUUUACCUCACCACGAACUCCAAAAUGCUCUUCAGAAUGCCUGAGGAGGAGGCCAAUGGCAACUAUGGCUUGGUCAUCAAUGGCUACAGUCUGGCCCGUGCUCUAGAAGGAAACCUGGAGUUGGAAUUGCUGCGAACGGCAUGCAUGUGCAAGGGGGUGAUCUGCUGCCGGAUGACACCCCUUCAGAAGGCCCAGGUGGUAGAGCUGGUGAAGAGGUACAAGAAGAUGGUGACACUGGCCAUCGGGGAUGGGGCCAAUGACGUCAGCAUGAUUAAAGCUGCCCACAUUGGGGUCGGCAUCAGCGGCCAUGAGGGGAUGCAGGCCAUGCUCAACAGUGACUUCGCCUUCUCCCAGUUCCGCUACCUUCAGCGUCUACUCUUGGUCCAUGGCCGCUGGUCUUAUAAUCGCAUGUGCAAGUUUCUCAGCUACUUCUUUUAUAAGAACUUUACUUUCACCCUGGUGCACUUCUGGUAUGCCUUCUACAACGGGUUCUCUGCACAGAUAGUUUACGAUACCUGGUUUAUCACCUGCUACAAUCUGAUCUACACUUCCCUCCCUGUUCUGGGCAUGAGUCUGUUUGAUCAGGAUGUGAAUGAAGCAUGGAGCCUACAUUUCCCAGAGCUGUAUGAGCCAGGCCAGCACAACUUCUAUUUCAACAAGAGAGAAUUUAUGAAGUGUUUAAUGCAUGGGAUCUACAGUUCCUUCGUGCUGUUCUUUGUCCCCAUGGCAACUACUUACAACUCAGAGCGAAUGAACGGGAAGGACAUCUCCAACUUCCAGUCUUUCUCUCUGAUCGUGCAGACCUCCUUGAUCUGGGUGGUCACAAUCCAGAUCAGCCUACAGACAACCUACUGGACAAUGAUAAGCCACUUCUUCAUCUGGGGUAGCCUAGGUUUCUACUUUUGCAUGGCAUUCUUCCUGUACAGUGAUGGCUUGUGCCUAUUGUUCCCUGAUGUCUUCGAAUUCCUAGGUGUGACCAGGAACAUUCUGAACCAGCCGCAACUGUGGCUGAGCAUUAUGCUCAGCGUGGUCCUCUGUGUAUUACCUGGGCUUGGGUACCGAUUUCUUAAACCACUAUUCUGGCCCGUCGGUGUGGACAAGGUUUUUGAGAGAAUUCAGCAGUGCAGGAAACUUCCAGAGCCACACCCAAUCCGGACCAAACUGAAACAUACAAGCUCUCGUCAUUCUGGCUACGCAUUCUCCCAUAAACAGGGCUUUGGGGCCCUCAUCAUUUCUGGCAAGAUAAUGAAGUUCAAGGCAUCCAAGCAAAGCAGCCUUGCUUCUAAAAAGUAG
Molecule: messenger RNA, 3519 nt
Organism: Propithecus coquereli (Coquerel's sifaka)
Lineage: Eukaryota; Metazoa; Chordata; Mammalia; Primates; Indriidae
Product: phospholipid-transporting ATPase FetA-like
Exons: 29
Biological process (GO): Golgi organization; phospholipid translocation
Cellular component (GO): plasma membrane
Molecular function (GO): ATP hydrolysis activity; magnesium ion binding; ATP binding
Source: RefSeq, a predicted model, not a curated record